Messenger RNA from Engraulis encrasicolus (European anchovy), 1835 nucleotides. Its product is annotated as E3 ubiquitin-protein ligase TRIM39-like. Bases 24 to 1703 code for a protein of 559 amino acids. Lineage: Eukaryota; Metazoa; Chordata; Actinopteri; Clupeiformes; Engraulidae. Gene Ontology annotation, molecular function: zinc ion binding. The record is from RefSeq and is a predicted model, not a curated record. The transcript is spliced from 8 exons.
AAGAACUGCAGCUCACAGCAAAAAUGCCCCCAAAAAGAGAACAUCCUGCUUUUGAUGGGGGUCAAAAGAGGCCUAAGUCAUCAGUAACACCUGACAGGAACCCAUCACCAGGACCAAGUGAAAUUUCAUUGAAGAGUGACAGGUCGAUGGGUUUACCCCCAAAAUUGUCAUGCAAUGAUGCUCCUCCAUCUUCAUCCCCACUUACACGGUUUUUCAGAAGUGGACCAUCACCAGGGCCGAGUAUCCUGUCACAGAAGAGUGAUAGGUCAAUGGGUUUACCCCCAAAAUUCUCCAGAGAAGACACAAGUUUCAGUGACCUGAGCAUUAGCCUUCUGACAGAGGAUCACUUUAGGUGCAUAGUGUGCACAGAAGGGCUAAAAGAUCCAGUCAGCAUCCCCUGUGGACACAGCUACUGCAGACAAUGUAUAAGCACUUACUGGGCACAGCCGAGGCAUGAGGGAGAUUACGCCUGUCCACAGUGCUCAGCAACAUUCAGCACGCUCCCUAAGCUUUACACCAAUGAAUCCUUGGAAAGGUUCAUUCAGUUGCUGCAACAGACAGGCUUCAGUCCUGUUUUUGCUGUGCAGUCAUUCGCUGGACCUGGAGAUGUGACCUGCGAUUUCUGCAGAGGAAGGAAGCUUAGAGCGAUCAAGCUCUGUCUGACCUGCGUUAUAUUUUACUGUGAAAACCAUGUCAGAGACCACUAUUUGGUUCCUGAACUGCAGAAGCACACAUUAGUAGAAGCUGAUGUAAAACUUGAGAAGUACAUUUGCUUGAAGCAUCACAGAAAAAUGGAAGUGGUCUGCAAUGAUGAAGAAUCCCUCAUCUGCGCUCUAUGUGCACUUUUGGAACACUCUGGCCAUAACAUCAACGUUGUUGGUUUGGAAGAGAUCAAUUCAGAGGCUGAUUUGGUGUUGGAUCCAGAAGAAGGCAUUAAGCCUGAUUUGGAUUUAGGUUAUUCUAAACUCCAAUCUGAAAUAAUGGAGAUGAAGGAAAGAAAAUCUUCAUUGAUGGAUUCAAUUGCUAAACUGGAGUUAAGGAAGAGUCUCUUAGAGAACACCUGCUCUGAGAUGAAGAGAAGGAAUCUUGAUAUUGAGACCAGAGUCGCAGAGCAGCAGGAAGAUAAUUUGUCGUCAGAGAGUGGAUUUCUAAGAUUGAGGGAGCAAGCUUCUGGUUUUCAACAACUUGCUGAUAACGUUGAGAAUAGCUCGAACUCCAUGGCAAAUGUGUGUUCUUUGGAGGAUCAUUUUGAAUCAGAUCAAUUGGAUGAUCCGGAUGUGGAGAAUUCAGAGUCAUUGAAAGAGGUGUUUGUGAAGAACAGUUCUGAUCAAACUAAACAGCCAGAUGAUCCAGAGAGGAAAAGAUUGAAUGCAUAUCCAGGCAGUGAAAUGGGCAAAGAGGAAGAUGUAUUUGUAGAAUGUCCUUCCGGUGUGGUGACAAAUAAUUUUGAGGGAAUUCAGUCUGGAGAAAUCAGGCAAUUAAUUGCAUCCCUGGGUGAAUCUCAAAAGACUGUCAACAUAGUUGAUAUUACAUUGGACACUGACACAGCCCAUCGACGCUUGGAGGUCUCCAAAGAUGGAAAGAGUGUAAGAUUCACCGAGCGGAGAGGAGAGAAGAAGGUGGACCUUGACAGUUCCAAAAGAGACCUUCUCACUCAAUUUGUGACAAGAAUUUAUGUACCGUUGAAAAGCAGAGGAACAUGAAUGGAAAAUGUGAGGCCACAACAUACGUAACCCCGUAGAUGAUUUAACUCAAACUUUGUGAAAUUCUGAAUCUGUUUGUUUUCUUAUUUUCAAAAAAUACACCUGAAAACCUUACAUAACUAAAGAGAUUGG